Messenger RNA from Liolophura sinensis, 2720 nucleotides. Its product is annotated as actin-binding protein IPP-like. The coding region runs from base 327 to 2060 and encodes 577 amino acids. Gene Ontology annotation, molecular function: protein binding. The record is from RefSeq and is a predicted model, not a curated record. Lineage: Eukaryota; Metazoa; Mollusca; Polyplacophora; Chitonida; Chitonidae. The transcript has 7 exons.
UUGGAGACCCAGAAUAUGUUGACAUUUAGGAGAAAGGCUUUAAGAAUUAGCAACGAAAGUCCGAAGUCUUCUCCGUGGAGGUAAAAAAGUUCGUGUACAGUCCAUUUGGCAAAAGAAGUGGUGCGGCCUGAUGACUAGGGCAGCUGCCUUGAAGUUGGGAGAGCUGGCUGCCUUCAAGUCAAGAGAGGCAGGAUCAAACCUGGACAAUUGCUGAUUCAGGUUAUGUAAAAAUGGAGACUCGAUCUGAAAGUGUACCACUGCUGGAAUUACGAGAAAUGAUCAACAGCUGGGAGUGAAAAGCAGUGGUCCUAGCUGAGGCAGAGGAAAUGUCAGCAGACACUGUCACAUUCAGUCCAGUGCAUUAUGGCAGCACAUUGCUGGCUAGCUUGUCAGACCUUCUUACCGAAGGUGUCUUCACUGAUGUUACACUGGUUGUUGAGUGCAGCGAGUUCAAGGCUCAUCGCAUCAUCCUUUCUGCAUGUAGUCGAUAUUUCAGGGCAAUGUUUGUAGGGCAGCUCUCUGAAGUGUCAAAGGAAGAAGUAGGGAUUCAUGGUGUGCGCUCUGAAAUCUUUAGAGAAAUUCUCAGAUUUAUUUAUACAGGCACUGUUGAUAUAACAGCAGAGAACUGUGUAGACUUGUUGGAAGCAGCAGACAUGUUGGAGGUAUCUGAUGUUGUAGAAGGCUGCAGCGAUUUCCUGAAGCAAAACCUGACAGAUGAUAAUUGUAUAGGUAUAUACCUACUGGCUGAUGCCCAUGGUUGCAUUCCACUGAAAACUGCUGCAGAGACCUAUAUCCACAGCCACUUUGUAAAAGUCUGUCACUGUAAGGAGUUCAAGAGGUUACCCAAAGAUGUGUUAAUCCAUCUACUGCACAGCGAACAUCUCCACAUAGAUACAGAGUUCCAAGUAUUUGCCUCUGCCAUGGACUGGAUUAUGCAUGACCUAGCAAUGCGAAGAAAGUGUGUUUUUGAGGUGAUGAGCCCCAUACGAUUUCCGUUGAUCUCUCAGUCACAGAUAGAUAAACACAUUGAUGACUGUCAAGAUCUCAGUUUAAAAAUUGCUCUGAAAAAGUUGGUGCAAGACUUCCAGCUGAGUAGAAAACUUUGCCUUGAGCUGAAACUUAACAAGCUGAAGCCAUAUGUGAUGCAUCCAAGAAAAAGUGCCAGGAAAAGUUUGAUUGUGAUAGGCGGAUACAGUCGACCCAAAGAUGGCCGAUGGUGCGACAGUAGAACGCUGAAAACCGUGGAAAUGUUUGAUCUGUUCUCUCAACAGUGGAAAAGCCUUCCCAGCAUGCACUAUGCGAGAAGUGGUCACGGGGUAGCUGAGUUGAAUGGCCAGAUUUAUGUUAUUGGUGGUGAAAAUAAUUCCUUGAUAUAUGACAGCACAGACUGCUACGAUCCAGUGACAAACGAGUGGUACGAGGGCCCUCCCAUGAUUUUGCCACGUACAGGCAUGGGUGUGUGUAGCCUCAACGGCUGCAUGUAUGCUCUGGGUGGGUGGGUUGGUUCAGAGAUAGGGGACACAGUGGAGAAGUUUGACCCCAGCAUCAACCAGUGGCAGGGUGUGGGCAGGGUGAUCACUCCCAGGUUCAGCAUGACUGCUUUAGCAUACGAAGGCUUGAUCUACACCCUGGGAGGCAUGAAUGAUAUGGGCAUAGAGCUGAAAACAGUGGAGAGUUACAACCCUGUCACCCAUGAGUGGUCCAAGCUGGCCAGUUUAUCCAAUUGCAGAGCGUAUAUUGGUGCGGCUGUGCUUGAUGGCCACAUCUAUGCAGUGGGAGGGCGCAAUGAUCAUGAUGGAACUCUUGCAACUGUCGAAAAAUACAGCAUUGAACAGAACUGUUGGGAAGAGAUCCAACCCAUGUCAGUGCCCAGAGCUGGAGCUUCAGUGUGUGCUAUCAAUGGUAUACUGUAUGUGGUGGGUGGGCGAAGCUCAAGCUCAGAGUUCACUGCCCCUGCCACUCUGAGUUCUGUUGAGUGCUAUGACCCACAGACUGGUACCUGGUUAGAUAUCUGUGAUAUGCCAACAAGCCGAUGUGAAGGGGCGGUUGUCGUGGUGUAGCCUUGGAUGUUUUGCCAUCCAUGUAUUUCCUGCUUCUUGGAAAAGUCGCUCCGAAUGUAAUGCUCUGCCUUAGAAUCCUGAAACAGACACAGGCUGUAAAUUAUCCCCAUUUAAUCUUUGUAAUUUUUUAUCAUGAAUGGUAACUUCAUAAAGAAAGAGCUGCUCAACUUCCAAUGCCUAUGGCAGGAUGGUAAUGGUAUCAUUUUACUCCUAACUAAUAAUUGUAUAUUCUAGGAAUUAAGUUUACUAAAAACUGAAACUUUGUGAUGUGUGGGACUAUGCAGCAUCGUUCAAGCGUUUAAUCGAGGAAUCAUAUUUUGCAAUAUAAAUGUUGUGAUAUUUUAACUUACUGUGUUUGACCUGAAAUUUCACCAUGAUCAUGUUAUUACACAUUUCUGCCUGAUUUUGAGAGUUGUGGGCCCAGUUUCACGAAGCUCUUUUUAAUGUUAUGAGCUCACAACUACCAUGAUGAUGUAAAUACCUACAGUACUGGUUGUCGUGGUAGUUCAGUGAGCGUAACGUUAAGGAUGUUUCGUGAAACCGGGUCCUGUUCUGUCGAAAGUUCUUUUUAAGUUUGUGUGGAAUUCAAGGUGAUAUCCUUCUGGCAAAUAUAUAAUUUUACGUUCAAAAAGUAAUAUUUCAUGAGAUUUUCCUGUAAAA